Striga asiatica is the source of this 1182-nucleotide messenger RNA. Lineage: Eukaryota; Viridiplantae; Streptophyta; Magnoliopsida; Lamiales; Orobanchaceae. The record is from the annotation of a GenBank genome assembly.
AUGGCAGCCUUUUCAUCAUUUGAGCAGCACCACCCUUUUUCCCUUGACUCAUCGGUGUUCCUACUGCCAAACACAAACACGCCCUUCCCCAUUACUAAUAACUUUGACGAGCCAAACAAUCCCUUGUCCCCAAUUCCCCUUUUUUACCAACUUCAGGAAAAAAGCCCCAAAAAUCAUAAUAACAGUACUGCUACUGUUGACGACUCCUCCAUACUCACUCACCAUUUUUAUGGCUCUCACCAUAAACUAAUCACUCAAAAGGUGAAUAAUCUCAAUAUGGACGACAACAAGAAGAGGAAAUCCAAGGAGGGCUCUUCUACAAAUUCUGCUCAAUCCAAGGAAGCUCCAAAAGGAUACAUCCAUGUGAGGGCUAGGAGGGGCCAGGCCACAGAUAGCCAUAGCCUUGCUGAAAGGGUGAGAAGGGAGAAAAUAAGCGAAAGAAUGAAGCUGCUACAGGCUAUUGUACCUGGUUGUGACAAGUUUCUGUCAAUGAAACUUGCAUCUGUGAAUCCCAUGUAUUAUGACUUUGGUAUGGACUUGGACUCAUUCAUGGUGAGGCCUGAUCAGGAGUUGAACAACAUGGGCUCACCACGUGGCACCACAACAGCUACCUAUCCUCUCCUCGACAAUACUGUUAAUUCUUUUAUGUUCCAACAAGCCCAAACUCAAAAUAUUCUUCCUCAGGGAAGCAGACAGGCCUUGUGGGAAGUGGAGGAGCUUAGACAAAAAAACAUAAAGCAGUCAGGAACUGAACAACAGCCUGUUUUCUUCCCAUUAAUAUGAGUUCCCAGCAUCUGCCCUACAAGCAUCUGGUGCUCAAGUCCAAUUCAGCUGAUGAAUAAAGAGGCAUAAAUAAGUAUAUACAAGGAAAAUCAAUGGACACACUUAGAGUAAAAUGUUUUCUAGCAGACCAAACAAGACCAUAUCUUUGUCAGAUCCUUUACAUUGUUCCUUCCUCCCUAAAUUUCAGUCCAUAUGUAUAUUGCAGAACAAAUUCCUGCAGCCCACUUAUAAUAUGUUUGUGGUGGUUAUUAGCCAAAAAUAGAUAUAUUGCUCAACGAAAAGAAACAUUUCAAUUUUACUGUAGGGUUCUUCUUUGUCUGUGCAUUUGAUUUAUCGAAACUCUUAAUAACUACAAUUGAUGUUAUGUUUGACUAGUACGAAUUCCGUGCGAUGUACGAG